CAGAGUCGCACGUUCUUUCCGCGACAUUCUAUCGGAAUGAGACUUUCGUCUUUAAAACUCUAUGGAAAAAGUUUAAAAGGAACACAGUGAUAAAAUUUUGUCGCACCAUUUUUUAUUAUUCCAGUACACCAUGGGGUCAAUGUUCAGGAGCGAGGAGAUGGUGCUAUGCCAACUCUUCGUGCAGCCAGAAGCCGCAUACAUAUCCAUGUAUGAAUUAGGAGAGGCGGGAAUCGCACAGUUCAGAGACUUGAACCCUCACGUGAACGAUUUCCAACGUCGCUACGUCUCAGAAGUACGUCGCUGCAGCGAGAUGGAGCGCAAGCUGCGAUAUGUCCGCGGUGAGCUGCCCGAACCUCCUCCACCUCCGAAACCCUCGCCUACACUACUCAGCCCACGGGAGAUCAAUAUAUUGGAGGAAAGAAUAGACUACGUCGAGUCAGAGAUUCAAGAAAUAACCCGUAACGCUCAAAACUUGAAGACCGAUUACCUCUCAUUGAAGGAACUCAAACUUUUAAUAGAGAAGACCCAAACGUUCUUCCAAGAUCACAGUCAUCAUAGAAAGAUCUCCGCGUCAGUACAAGUGUACAACAAUGAAGGGGUCUUGGGACAUCUUGGUUUUAUCGCAGGAGUGGUAGCGACCCCGAAGGUGCCAUCGUUUGAGAGGAUGCUGUGGAGGAUAUCUCAUGGGAACAUCUUCUUCAAGCAAGCUCAGAUUGACGAACCGCUUAAAGAUCCGGUCACUGGUCAUGAACUGCAGAAGACCGUCUUCGUGGUAUUCUUUCACGGUGAACAAAUCAAAUUAAGAGUGAAGAAGGUCUGCAACGGCUUCCAGGCUACGUUAUACCACUGUCCUGCCACAUAUAAGGAACAGCAAGAAAUGUUGGCUGGAGUUGACAGCAGAAUCAAAGAUUUGGAGAUUGUGCUAGAACAAACAGAGCAGCAUCGUCGGCUGGUGCUCGCAAACAUCGCUCGCGAUCUUAGCACGUGGCUGGUAGCGGUGCGCCGGGAGCAGGCCAUCUACCACACGCUCAACAUGUUCAGUAUGGACAUUGUCAAGAAGUGCCUUAUCGCUGAAUGCUGGGUACCACGCACAGAUCUACCUAUACUACAGAAAGCGUUAGACAAUGGAGUGAAAGCCAGCGGUAGUCCUAUCCCGUCGUUCCUGCAUCACGUGCCGACACACGAGACGCCGCCCACUUUCAACCGAGUGAAUAAGUUUACACGCGGCUUUCAGAACCUCAUCGACUCGUACGGUGUUGCUAGCUAUAGAGAAGUGAAUCCAGCCUUGUAUACAAUAAUUACAUUCCCCUUCCUAUUCGCGGUGAUGUUUGGUGACGUUGGCCACGGCCUUAUUAUGACCACGUUUGCUGCGAUCAUUAUUAUAUUAGAGAAGAGACUGGCCAAGAAGAAAACAGAUAACGAAAUCUGGAACAUAUUCUUUGGAGGUCGAUAUAUUAUCUUACUGAUGGGCAUAUUCUCCAUCUACACCGGUUUGAUAUACAACGAUAUGUUCUCCAAAUCUCUGAACAUCUUCGGUAGCAGUUGGAGGAAUACUUACGACAAUGAAACCUUGGUGCGUCACAAAAUGCUAGAAUUAGACCCGGCAACGGCAUACACACAAACACCUUAUCCUUUUGGACUGGAUCCCGCUUGGCAGUUCGCUGCUAAUAACAUAAUAUUCCUCAAUUCUUUCAAGAUGAAGCUCUCAAUAAUAUUCGGCGUAAUCCAUAUGGCGUUCGGUGUGACAAUGAGUGUGGUAAACUUCAACUUCUUUAAGAAGAACUACAUGAUCUACCUGCAGUAUGUGCCGCAAAUAUUGUUUCUGUUCCUACUGUUUUGGUAUCUUUGUAUACUCAUGUUUAUGAAGUGGACGAUGUACUCCGCUGUCUCGACUGACCCGGCAUACGGCACGUACUGCGCACCCUCAGUGCUGAUCAUCUUCAUCAACAUGAUGCUGAUGAAGAAGUCGGAGUCGCGGCCGCCGUGUCUCCAGCACAUGUACGCUGGUCAGGAGCCGCUGCAGAAGACCUUCAUCGCAAUAGCCUUUCUCUGCAUACCCGUUAUGCUGUUCGGGAAACCAGUCUACCAGAUGAUAGCGGAUAAAAAGAAAAAGAGAUACCAACAAGGGGUAGAGAGUGGCGAGGUGGCAAAGGACCCACAUGACGGUGGCAUGGGAGAGGUGCUCAUAACACAAGCUAUUCAUACCAUAGAAUAUGUGCUCGGUACAGUCUCCCACACAGCUUCUUACCUGCGUCUCUGGGCGCUGUCGCUGGCUCACGCACAGUUGUCUGCGGUGUUAUGGCAACGUGUAUUACGUAUAGGACUUGGCGGUGGGUCGCCUAUAAAUGCAGUGAUGUUGUAUGUAAUAUUCGCUGUGUGGGCGUUCUUUACACUCGCCAUUCUAGUACUCAUGGAGGGCCUGUCCGCUUUCCUGCACACGCUUAGACUUCAUUGGGUGGAGUUUAUGAGUAAAUUCUACGAAGGUCAAGGAUACGCUUUCGUUCCGUUUUCCUUUGCGGCGAUACUUGAGCGUGAAGACGACGAUUUGGUGGUACAGAAGAAUGGCACCUCUCAGGAGUGAGACCAAAAUUACGCAAGAAAAUGACGAGGUUAUAAAUCGAUUAUAUCUAGUACAAAGACUAUAAAUGAUAAUUUAAUAUAAUAUUUCUAGUUUUAUUCUAUAUCUUUAAAAAAAUCCUUGAA
Papilio polytes (common Mormon) is the source of this 2703-nucleotide messenger RNA. Its product is annotated as V-type proton ATPase 116 kDa subunit a isoform 1-like. The record is from RefSeq and is a predicted model, not a curated record. Gene Ontology annotation, molecular function: proton-transporting ATPase activity, rotational mechanism; ATPase binding. The transcript is spliced from 14 exons. Gene Ontology annotation, biological process: vacuolar acidification; proton transmembrane transport. Lineage: Eukaryota; Metazoa; Arthropoda; Insecta; Lepidoptera; Papilionidae. Gene Ontology annotation, cellular component: vacuolar proton-transporting V-type ATPase complex; vacuolar proton-transporting V-type ATPase, V0 domain; plasma membrane. The coding region runs from base 131 to 2581 and encodes 816 amino acids.